CGUUAGGUAGGAGUUAUUCGUUGAAGUAGUGUAGCAUUGGAGUUUAUUGUUUUUCGUUUCAACAUCGUAGAAAAUAUUUCGGAUAAAAUGAAUUUCUAUUAUAAAAGAGAAUGGUGCCAAUAAAAUGAAAAUUUGCGAUAUUUUGACGAUAAUUUUAUUUCUUCUUGAACAAGACCAAUAUCUUGCGGAUAUAUCACUAUGCCCUUUGGAUUUCUACCACGAGAAACUGCAGGAGAGAGUGGAAACCGAUAAAGAUGAGAUCCCAACCGGAUUGACCAUACGCGACAUCUUGCCCACAGAUCCCAGCAAAUACGACAAAAUGAGACCGCCGAAACGCGACGGAAACCCCACGAUCGUUCAUUUUCACGUUACAGUCAUGGGUCUCGACAGUAUCGAUGAAAAUUCAAUGACUUUUACUGCAGAUAUAUUCUUCGCGCAAACUUGGAAGGACCACAGAUUAAGGCUGCCCGAGAACAUGACGACAGAGUACAGACUUUUGGAAGUUGAAUGGCUGAAGAGCAUGUGGCGACCGGAUUCGUUCUUCAAAAACGCCAAAUCAGUAACAUUCCAGACGAUGACAAUACCGAAUCAUUACAUGUGGUUGUACAAAGAUAAGACUAUAUUAUACAUGGUAAAAUUAACCUUACGAUUAUCGUGCUCAAUGAAUUUCAUGAUAUAUCCUCACGAUACGCAAGAAUGCAAAUUGCAAAUGGAAAGCCUAUCACACACUACAGACGACAUGAUCUUCCAAUGGGACCCCGAUGUACCUUUAGUAGUCGAUGAAAAUAUCCAACUUCCCCAACUGGCCUUGGUUAAAAACAAUACAGCUGAUUGUACCCAAGUGUAUUCUACCGGCAAUUUCACGUGCUUGGAAGUCGUAUUCGUGCUGAAAAGAAGGCUGGGAUACUACCUGUUUCAUACUUACAUACCCACGUGUUUGAUUGUAAUUAUGUCGUGGGUGUCUUUCUGGAUUAAACCAGAAGCGGCUCCGGCUCGGGUUACUUUAGGAGUGACUUCGUUGCUCACGCUCUCCACGCAGCACGCGAAAAGCCAAGCAGCCUUACCACCUGUAUCAUAUCUGAAAGCUGUAGAUGCCUUCAUGUCGGUUUGUACCAUCUUCGUGUUCAUGGCUUUGAUGGAAUAUUGCUUGGUGAACAUCGUACUGGGCGAUUCGGAUGCACCGAAACCGCCUCCAAAAAACCCACCGAUUAAUUUGGAUAGAACUAAAGAUAACUCUUUGUUGCUGAACGCCAAUAAAGGAGCGCCGGCUGGCAUCCCGCAGGCGCAGAAACAGAGAAAUAGAGCGAUAAAUAUAGACAGGUGUUCGAGGGUAGGGUUUCCCUUGUUAUUCGCGCUGCUAAAUUGCACGUAUUGGAUACUAUUUGCGGAAUAUAUCUAAAACAAAUUUAGUUGUGUGUAUACAAUAAAAUAAUCUAUAUAGGAUUUGUUUCAAAGUAAUGCAUGUAGAAAGUACUGAAUUUAGUUUGUAAUCCUUUAAUUUGGUUUACAUAUUGCAAAUGUGAACAUUAUAAGACGCUUUAUUGAAAUAAAUUUAAAACAUCGUGGAAAAAGUUAGUAAAUUUGUACAUAAAAAUCUCAUAACUCUAAUAAUGCAAAAACAAGUACACAAAUAUACAUAGACAUAAAAUAAAACAAACAGAUUCAUUUAAAAGGCGUUAGUAACACUAAAUAUUGCAUAUAUAAAAAGUACAAAAAAAAUA
Messenger RNA from Phyllotreta striolata, 1721 nucleotides. NCBI's taxonomy places the organism in Eukaryota, Metazoa, Arthropoda, Insecta, Coleoptera, Chrysomelidae. The record is from the annotation of a GenBank genome assembly.